Messenger RNA from Aspergillus aculeatinus CBS 121060, 264 nucleotides. RefSeq lists its product as uncharacterized. The transcript is spliced from 2 exons. Bases 1 to 264 code for a protein of 87 amino acids. The record is from RefSeq and is a predicted model, not a curated record. NCBI's taxonomy places the organism in Eukaryota, Fungi, Ascomycota, Eurotiomycetes, Eurotiales, Aspergillaceae.
AUGAAGCUCUGCAGCACAGGCUUGAUGUUUAUCUCGAUCUUGCUCACAGCGAGCCAUGCUGCACCUGUGGAUCGGGCUGCCCGCUCUGUGGAUGUGACGUCUAACUACGAUCGUGCUGUGGAUGUCUCAUCGAAUUAUGACCGAGCUGUGGAUGUCACAUCGAACUAUGACCGAGCUGUGGAUAUGACUGCGAACUACGACCGGGCUGUGGAGGUCACCGCCAACUAUGACCGGGCUGUGGACAUAAGUUCUAAGUAUGACUAA